Gamsiella multidivaricata is the source of this 2847-nucleotide messenger RNA. RefSeq lists its product as uncharacterized. The transcript has 5 exons. The coding region runs from base 1 to 2847 and encodes 948 amino acids. Lineage: Eukaryota; Fungi; Mortierellomycota; Mortierellomycetes; Mortierellales; Mortierellaceae. The record is from RefSeq and is a predicted model, not a curated record.
AUGGUACACAAGGAAGCGGCGCCUGAGAGUAUGGUGCGACAAGGGGCCUAUUCAUCCCAGCAUCGCUCGCCGGGAGGAGCGUCUGGAGGCCAUUCUAGGUCCAAGUACCAUGAAGGCGACCAACAGAAAUACACAAAAAAAUGGGAGGCCAAGCACAAGCGAUUUGAAAGUGAUGAUGAGGACGAGCUAUUCGAUAGGAGCAACGACAGGACGAAUAAGGGCCAGGAGCGACGAGAAUCACCGAAAACCACAGUUCUCGUCAUCAUCAAAACGAUCCACGUCGACACCCAAGACCGGAUGCGAUGGGGGGCCCCUGAGGAUAUGAGACGUAGACUCCAGCAGCAGCAACAGCAACGACGGCAACAACGGGAUGAUUCGGAUUCCACAAACAGAAGCGAAACUCACAGUCGGAACUCCAGCUAUGAGCAGAAAGAGAGCAAACUAGGAGGCAGAAUUCAGCAAGACAGCACUAUCAAGGAGCCUUCGGACUCGGAAUCUGAUUUGGAGGAUGCGAACCCGCUCAGUACUCUACCGCUUGGUAUCGGACCGAAGAAGAAGGAUGUCCCUUCAUUUAAGACAGAACUCUCAUCGAAACAACCCUCGUCAGGCCUUCACUUAGUUCGCGACCGAGAACUGGUGUCCUCAACGGACUCUGACUUGGAGGAUGCGAACCCGCUCAAAGCUCUGCCACUUGGUAUUAAACCGAAACAGAAGGAUAACUCGUCAUUAAAACCAGGACUCUCAUCAAAGCCGUCUUCAUCGAGCCUCUGCUCUAAUCGCGAUUGGAAAUCGUUGUCGUCAACUAUUCCAACAACACCACAAUCCAGUGAGACGAAAACGGAACUUAUUUUCGUGCCUUGUAAAGGGUCUCGGGCCAGCUACGCGCGUUAUAAAGGAUCAGGGAGCGAUGACCAUGACAGCGAUGACCAUGACAGCGAUGACGAUUUUCAGGAGAACAGCACUCAAAGCAGGAUGUCGAAUACCUCAGGUGGAAAGGCACAGUCUAAAAAUCCGACUGAAGCACAAAUCCCAGAGUCAAAGCAAAUGGAAGUAACGGACAAUGCUCGUAUAGCAUUUCACGAUAUCUUUGGAAACACAGACCGGUUUGGAAGUCAAUUAAAUGGUGCAAAGAGGCAGCUUCGAGAGGAUGCACAGGCGGGCGGAUCGAAUGACAGGUCGAAUGUUAGGUUUGACAAGGUCAAGGAACGUAGAAGCGAGGAAAGGAGAGCAAACAAGUUUUUCAAUAAGGGGCAUCGGCUUUCCAUGGCUACGAGAGAGGGGCGCACUAAGUCGAUCAAGCCUCGCAAUAACCAGUCGAGUUCAUCUCACUUCGCGAGAAAGGAUGACACGGGCAUUGAUGAAAUUGGACGGAAACGGGAUCCUAGCCUUCACGAGAAACGAGAAGUGAACUCUUCAGCCAAGCCAAAACCUCUUCCCAAUACUACGCGGCUAAUCGACCAAGACCGGUCCUCUCCAGCAUUCGGGUCCAACAGCGCCCAAGAUCCUUACGACACCUUGAGUUUGUCUGAAUUCUCGAAUGAUGAGAACGCUGACCGGAUGGUGGGCAGGAAGCGGAAUCGGGCUCAAUCGAGCGAAACUAGUGAAUGCGAGAGCGAUCCAGUGUCUCUUGUAGCGCCUGGAUCGCACCAUAGUACCCCUGUGAAGCGCGUCCCUUUCAAGACUCCGGACGACGAUACCCAACUCAAAAGUGCUCAGGCAAAAGGAGCACCUGCUGAUAAGGAAGGGUUUCAGCUGCCCUCGCCUAGCAAGAAGCGGACUCGAACAGAUGACUACAUUUUCCUUUCGGAUGACGAUAUCGAGUUCGUGGAGGUGGAGGAAGACAUUGGAUCUGAGAAUGUCUGUCCAUAUUGCGGAGAUGCCUUGCCCAAAAGUAAAUCUAUGCGACUGGCUAGUGCUUUGGCCAAAGUUCUUGCCGAUAUGAAGAAUUUGAAGCAGCUGCGGUCGCAGCUACAACAGCGACACCAGCAAUAUCAACAACAACAGGAACAACAGCAGCAAAAACGACACCCCGCGGGUUGGAAGGCGCAGAGCACUGCCACGAUAUCUGUAGUAGAAGGACCGAAACCUAUCAUGAAAAGGCCACGACCACGAUCACGCAGGUUACAACCCAGAGGCGGUGGUCCUGUAGAACCACAGCCUGCAGGUGCGCGCGGAAGCACAACUCCGAUAAUCCAUAUGAUCAGUGAUAGCAAUGGGUGCGUGGAUGAAGACGAGGACGAGGACGAAAAUGGGGAGGAGAAUGAGAAACGAGAGAAUCCGUUUGCUGUCAGAGGCCCCUCAUUGAUGGAUAAGUUUGAGUUCUGUCGCGUUCACAUUUCGGAGGAAAAUAUUGUGCCGAUGGGGAUCGAGCGCCUGUACCCGAUCCAUAUUGAUUUCACUCUGUUGCCUGAGCGAGUCAGGCGAAUGAAGGAUGAAUUGAGAGGCGUCAUUGAAGGAACAGUACCGAGCGUUUACUUGGCCAAGGCACUGGAGAAUUAUAAGCGCAUGGGGGCCUUAGGAGCAAGGAAUCCUCAUGUUAUUCUGGCGAAUGUCGCACAGACCAUGCCAGGAUACUAUGGAUCGAAGGGCUCAGCAGAGUUGUGCAAGAUCCUGACGUCGAUGUUUAUAGAGACGAAAAUUCUAACCUAUGAACUGGCCCAGCCUCAGAAGCCAAUUGAAUAUAUCCAACAGGUUCUUGUCCCUGAAGCGGGCCUUCGACUGAUUGCGGAGGACAGGGUGAAGAUUCAUGGAGAUGGCGGCCUAGUCUCGCUGGAGGACGCACGGGAGAUCAUGAUAGACAGCGUUGAAUUUGGAAACUACAUGCACGACAUUGAGUUCAACCCAUAG